GAAUUCAUCUUCCCGGUUCCCAACUCUCCUAGAUAAGACUUUCCCCCUCCCUCCAAGGUCUGAUGGCGGAGUGACUCGUAGGAAUCACUUGCAGAUCCAAAUUUUCUUUUUCUUUUCGUCUCCUGAAGAAAAACAUUACUCGAGAAAAUGAGUACAUCGUCGAAAACACAUAGGAAACUGAAUGUGCUGUCCCCUGUUCCGGCCGACAUCGAUAUUGCCAACUCAGUGGUGCCCUUUCACAUCUCCGAGAUUGCCCAAGAGCUCAAUCUCGAUCCAAGUCAUUACGAUCUAUAUGGAAAGUACAAGGCCAAGGUGUUGCUAUCUGUGCUAGAUGCUCUUCAAGGAAGUGGAGAUGGGUACUAUAUUGUUGUUGGAGGAAUUACACCAACCCCUCUUGGUGAAGGCAAGUCUACUACCACUGUUGGUCUCUGUCAAGCUUUGGGAGCUUUUCUUGAUAAAAAGGUUGUCACCUGCCUUCGUCAACCAUCACAAGGACCAACUUUUGGAAUUAAAGGAGGUGCAGCAGGUGGUGGUUAUAGUCAAGUGAUUCCCAUGGACGAGUUCAAUCUUCACCUAACGGGAGAUAUCCAUGCAAUAACAGCUGCAAACAAUUUAUUAGCUGCAGCCAUUGAUACCCGAAUUUUCCAUGAGGCAUCCCAAUCAGAUAAGGCUCUCUUCAACCGGUUAUGUCCACCAAAUAAAGAAGGAAAGCGUAGCUUUAGUUCCAUCAUGUUUAGGCGCCUGAAUAAACUCGGCAUCUCAAAGACAAAGCCCGAGGAUCUUACAUCAGAAGAAGUCAAGAAAUUUGCCAGGCUUGAUAUUGACCCUGAUUCUAUAACAUGGAGAAGGGUUAUGGAUGUCAAUGACCGUUUCUUGAGGAAGAUUACUAUUGGACAAGGGCCUGAAGAAAAGGGUAUGGUGAGAGAAACGGGUUUUGAUAUAUCGGUUGCUAGUGAAAUCAUGGCUGUUUUGGCUCUCACAACAUCUCUAGCUGAUAUGAGAGAGAGACUUGGGAAAAUGGUGAUUGGAAACAGUAAGGCUGGAGAGCCUAUAACUGCGGAUGAUCUUGGGGUUGGAGGUGCUUUGACUGUGCUAAUGAAGGACGCCAUUAAUCCAACUUUGAUGCAGACUCUUGAGGGAACUCCUGUUCUUGUGCAUGCCGGCCCUUUCGCAAAUAUUGCUCAUGGGAAUUCAUCUGUUGUGGCUGAUAAGAUUGCAUUGAAGCUUGUGGGACCAGGUGGGUUUGUCGUCACAGAGGCUGGUUUUGGUGCUGAUAUUGGAACAGAGAAGUUCAUGAAUAUAAAGUGCAGAUAUAGUGGUUUAACACCUCAGUGCGCAGUUAUUGUGGCAACAAUUAGGGCACUAAAAAUGCAUGGUGGUGGCCCGGAAGUUGUUGCUGGGAAGCCCCUUGACCGUGCCUACCUGACUGAGAAUGUUGCUCUGGUUGAAGUUGGCUGUGUGAAUCUGGCCAGGCAUAUUUCAAACACAAGGGCUUAUGGUGUGAAUGUUGUGGUUGCUGUGAACAUGUUCUCAACUGACUCUGAAGCAGAACUAAAUGCAGUAAAAAAUGCAGCAUUGUUUGCUGGGGCCUAUGAUGCCGUAGUUUGUACUCAUCAUGCCCAUGGUGGACGAGGAGCGGUGGACCUAGGUAUUGCAGUUCAAAGAGCCUGUGAGACUGUGGCACAGCCAUUGAAGUUUUUAUAUCCUUUGGAUAUUAGUAUCAAGGAGAAAAUAGAGGAAAUAGCCAAGUCGUACGGUGCCAGCGGUGUUGAAUACUCAGAACAGGCUGAGAAACAGAUUGAGAUGUACAGUAGACAAGGGUUUUCUAAUCUGCCCAUCUGCAUGGCCAAGACCCAGUACUCAUUUUCACACACCGCUUCUGAGAAGGGAGCCCCAACUGGAUUUGUCUUACCAAUAAGGGAUGUGAGGGCGAGCAUUGGAGCCGGAUUCAUUUAUCCUUUGGUUGGGACAAUGAGUACAAUGCCAGGGCUUCCUACCAGGCCAUGCUUUUAUGAGAUUGAUCUCGACACAACCACUGGUAAGGUUAUUGGGCUUUCUUGAAGCAUAUGGAAGCUCGGGUACUGUGUUUGGUUCUCCUGCUGCCCUGGAAGGAGGCCUUUAUUGAAUGGCACAGAAAAAGGCUGAGUUAACCUCCCCAUUUCAGUUUGUUGAACUUUUGUUAUUGUGUUUUGCCCAUCUGGACCAUGUUCUGUAUGAAUAAACCAUACAUUUGAAGAAUAAAGAAAAUGAAAUCUUGUUACUUUCUGUUAC
This is a messenger RNA of Vitis riparia (riverbank grape), 2271 nucleotides long. Its product is annotated as formate--tetrahydrofolate ligase. The record is from RefSeq and is a predicted model, not a curated record. Gene Ontology annotation, molecular function: formate-tetrahydrofolate ligase activity; ATP binding. Lineage: Eukaryota; Viridiplantae; Streptophyta; Magnoliopsida; Vitales; Vitaceae. The transcript has 5 exons. The coding region runs from base 148 to 2061 and encodes 637 amino acids.